Cyprinodon tularosa is the source of this 1098-nucleotide messenger RNA. RefSeq names its product Fc fragment of IgE, high affinity I, receptor for; gamma polypeptide (gene fcer1g). The record is from RefSeq and is a predicted model, not a curated record. Gene Ontology annotation, cellular component: Fc-epsilon receptor I complex. Gene Ontology annotation, molecular function: IgE receptor activity. Gene Ontology annotation, biological process: cell surface receptor signaling pathway. NCBI's taxonomy places the organism in Eukaryota, Metazoa, Chordata, Actinopteri, Cyprinodontiformes, Cyprinodontidae. The transcript has 5 exons. The coding region runs from base 137 to 421 and encodes 94 amino acids.
UCAGACCACAACUUCCCCUCAUAGCUGUGAGGUGUGCAAUACCCGAGCCCUCACCAGAGCGCAGAGACGAGAGGAAAAACAUCAACAAGCUUCUGCCGCGAAGGAGCCCAGCCGUCCGAGUUAAACCUGUAGCACCAUGGGAGCGUGGGGCGGGAGUCAGCUGCUGGUAGCGGUACCUCUCUGGAUGUGUUUUGGCAGAGCUGCUGCAAUCACAGAACCAGAGAUCUGUUAUAUCCUGGAUGGCAUUCUCUUCCUGUACGGCAUCAUCCUGACUGCGCUCUACUGCAGAGUCAAGAUCUACAAUGCCAGAGAGGCCAAGGCAGGCAAAGGAAAGUCACAGCAGGCUGUCGAAGAGGGCAUAUAUACGGGUCUGACUCCUCAUGCACAAGACACAUACGAAACCAUCGGCACGAAGAAGUGAUCCUAUUUGGUUGCGAUGUUCUGUCUUUUCUUCUAAUUUAAACAUAACACAUCAUACUCAGCUUUUUUUACACCAGUGUCCAGUUCCCCAUUUUGCUUUUGUUGAAUUGAGUACAAACUGAGGAGGAAGAGACAGAAAAGAGAAGUGAAGCCCAGCAUGGGCAGCUCUCAGAAAGGCUCUUUAUCAGUGCUGUAUGAGAAACUCUUCCUGUUCUGAUGCGCAUAAACACAUUUUUAUCUUGAUAACUUCUCUCAUGCAGAUACAUUUAAAUGUUUGUGUAUAAAGAAGCUGCAAAAACAUCUUAUUACAUUAUGAGAUUAUACAUUUUAGAUAUUUUUGAGCUAAACAUGCUAUCUAACACCUGAUGAAAAGCUUCAUUCUUAUAUUUUUUAUAUAACUUUGACAGGCUUUGUUCCCUUUUUGUUCUAAUUUUUGCUCUCAUGGUUUAAUUUUUGCACAAGAUAAUUUAGGAGAUAAGGCCCAUAGGAAAGGCUAUUGGAGGAGAAAAAUCUAACAUACUUCAGCGUCACCAUUAUUGAGCAGUAGUUCCCUCACACCACUGGAUGGCAGUGAUCGCAUCUCCUUCUCCUGUCUAAAGUUGUUACUUAUAUGUACCAUAUUUGUUUUGUAUGCAUAUUGACAUUAAAAAACAUUUUAGAAAUAUGGCCUUCACUUAA